GCGAGCAGGCAGAGUUUAAGGCCAUUAAGGGUCUCGGCCCAAAACGUCACCCACUCCUUCUACCCAGAGUUGCUGCCUGUCCCGCUGAGUUACUCCAGCAUUUUGUGUCUAUCUUCGGUGUAAACCAGUAUCUGCAGUUCCUUUGCUGUACUAGCGGUCACGGUGCCGACCUACUGCCCUCUACAACUUAACCAGCCGACCAGCAACCAGGAAGCGGAGCGUCUGCCCUGGGCUCAGCCGCGUAGCCCGGCCCGGCCUGACUCGCAGUAGGAUGCAUUUUAGCACCGUGACCAGAGACAUGGAAGCCUUCACCGCAAACAGCAUCAGCAGUCUGAACUCAUCGGGGGGCUACCACCUCUCCCCUUCGCCGGGAGAGCCCGGCCCUUACACCCACGACUCGCACUAUGAGCCGUGCCCGGCGGUGCAACACAGCGGCUACGGCGGUGGCUACGGCGGUGGGUCGGCGGCUCCGGGAGAGGUUGACGGCGGUGCUACAACCACAACUACAGCCGCCAACUGCGGGCCCGGCUGCUCCUCGGGGAAAGCGGCCGUGAAGAAGAAUCCCAAAGUGGGCAACAUCACGGUGCAGUUGGAGAUGAAGGCUCUCUGGGACGAGUUUAACCAGCUGGGGACCGAGAUGAUCGUCACAAAAGCCGGGAGGAGAAUGUUCCCGACAUUUCAAGUGAAGAUCUUUGGCAUGGAUCCCAUGGCUGACUAUAUGCUCCUAAUGGACUUCGUGCCGGUUGAUGACAAGAGAUACCGGUACGCCUUUCACAGUUCCUCUUGGUUAGUGGCGGGGAAGGCAGACCCAGCUACACCAGGGAGGGUCCAUUAUCACCCAGACUCGCCGGCCAAGGGCGCUCAGUGGAUGAAACAAAUUGUCUCCUUUGACAAGCUGAAACUAACCAACAACUUACUGGAUGACAACGGGCAUAUCAUCCUGAACUCGAUGCACAGAUACCAGCCGCGUUUCCACGUGGUUUACGUCGACCCGAGAAAAGACAGUGAGAAAUACGCCGAGGAGAACUUCAAAACGUUCCUGUUUGAAGAGACGAGAUUCACCGCGGUCACGGCGUAUCAGAACCACCGGAUCACACAACUGAAAAUCGCAAGCAACCCAUUUGCAAAAGGAUUUCGAGACUGUGACCCUGAAGACUGGCCGAGGAAUCACAGACCAGGCUCCUUGCAGUUAAUCAGCGCGUUCACCAGAAACCGGAACGCGGUGACAUCCCCACAACAGAACGGCAGCGACAAAGAUGCUGACGCCAGAAGCGAAUACGAGCGGGGAGCGUCGCGGACGCUGAUGCACGGGGAACAUCCACAUCAGCAGCAGAUCAUGUCGCGGGUGUUGAGCCCGGGUCUCCCCGGCGCCCUCCACCCCCUCACCCGGCCAAGCCCGCCUCACGAACUGCGACUGGAGCACCACACACAAGCCCCGGACAGCCUCCACCACACCUACAAGUACCGCUCGUACCACGACACCUACAUCGGGGCCAAACCCCGGCCCAGCCCUUACCCGCUGCCGGGGAUCGCCAGCCACAGUUACCACCACAUGAACACAGCCUCCAACAUGUACCCCGGCAGCGCGGCGCCCACUAACUAUGACUACGGCCACAGAUAAGAGCAAGGCAAGGAAUUCCUGCUGCCUAACUUUUUACAACUAGGAACUAACUUCCGGCGCUGCAAACUGAAGAAGAUGCACAAAAAAUAAUUGAGGAAUUUUCAGUUUGGUUUGUUUAAUUGAACGGUUUGCAUUUCACGAUAGAAACUUCACCUGCAGAUGAGCAAAAGUUGCAAAGUUGAGACUGAAUGAGUUUUAUGUGGUCAAGGCCAUUUGCUGGUCAACCGCGGAGAAGUUGCAAAAGGCGGCCAUUGGAUUGGACGAGUCGAGUGGGCGGGACAAAGGCAAGGGUGGAGAGUGAUUGGUUGCCUUGGGGUUUUUUUUGAAUGACUGACACAUGGGUUGACCAAUCCGCUGCGUCUCCCGGUCGGCUUGACCCAAUUGGAAGACGGCGUGGGUCGCAGCUGGCAUCCCAUUGGCUCGCAGGGGAGGCCAAGGUCCGGCGCGGUUGGUUGGGCGAGCAGAGCCAAUGGGAUCAGAGGAGGAUGGACUGGCGCAGAACCGGCGUAGAACCGGCGUAGAACCGGCGUCAACGGGUGUACACGGGCACCCGGGCAACAGGGAGGUUCCAUUCGCUUUCUGUGGACGUGGACGGCAAAUAAAAAAGGUGUCGAGUUGCAAUUUCAGCUUUGAGAGAAGCCACUGGUUAUUUAGAAUGGAGGCAGCGGAGACAAGUUCGCCUUGUGACGAAGUUCCAACAAGCUUACAAAAGUUUCCUUUCAUUAAAAUUAAAAAAACGCGUGCGUUAUCAAUGGUUGUGUUAUUAAGUCAGCACAGCCGCAUGAAUGUGUGUUGAUGGAUGCCCUUUUUGUUCCGGGCUAAUGAGGCACAGACUAGCUCGUCACAUUCACAGCCCCAUCUUGUGUAAGAAAGGAUAGUAUAGCGGCUCUGACCAUUCCCUUCUCUCCAGAGAUGCUGCCUGUCCCGCUGAGUUACUCCAGCAUUUUUAGUGUCUACGAUGUAAGCCAGCAUUUGCAGUUCCUUUCCAUACGGUUCAGUUGAGGAUUAGUUUCGAGAUACAGGCCAUUCGGCCCGCUGAGUCCGCGCCGACCAGCGACCCCCGCACACCAACACCCGCCGGGGAACUAUUUACAAUUUGACCAAAAAUAAAAAUCACCAAGCCAAUUAAUCUACAAAAAUUGCACGUCUUUGGGGUGUGGGGUGGAAACUGGAGCGCCCGGAGAAAACCCACGCGGUCACAGUCUCCGGAGAACGUGCAGCCAGACAGCACCUGUAGUCAGGAUCGAACCCGGGUCUCUGGCGCUGUGAGGCAGCAACUCUACCGCUGCGCCCCCGUGCCGCCCGUUUUGUAGUUUCGGGACCUUAGACAUUUGAUCAAAAUACAUGUUCAAAUCUGAAGAAACUAAAUCCACCAAUACAUUUUUUUUUUUCUUAAUUUGAAAAAAAUGUCUGCCAUUAAUGAUCAGGUAAGGUUUGGAUUGUCGUUGAGGUGAUUUUUUUAUCUGGUUUCCUUAGUAUCUGUACAAUCGGUCAGGUUUAUUCUGACUCCAGACACAAAACAACGUGUUUUAACCCUUUAUAGACACUAAAUGUUGGAGUAACUCAGUGGGUCAGGCAGCAUCUCUGGAGAGAAGGAAUGGGUCGAGUCCCUUCUUCGGACACUUCUGCAGUUCCUUCCAACACCGUUUAACCCUUUAUCUGCCCCCCAGCCAGCCAGCCAGCCAAGUCGUGACAUUUUAGGAAGGAGAGAUGAAAAUGCAAAUAGACACAAAAAUGCUGGAGUAACUCAGCGGGACAGGCAGCAGCAUCUCUGGAGAGAAGGAACGGGUGAUGUUUCGGGGUCGAGACCCUUCUUCAGACUCGGGGGAGGGGGAGUGUGGAGACAUGAAAGGUUUUACGAUCGCAGGGAGAGCGUACACACUCCAUACAGACUCUCUCUACAGCCGCUGUUACCUGUCCCGCUGAGUUACUCCAACAUUUUGUGUCUAUCUUCGGUUUAAACCAGCAUCUGCAGUCCCUUCCAACACAUAAAAAACACAGAACAGGUUAAUUUCAGAACACAGGUUAGGCAACAAAUAUUCAACUAUAGAGCUACCUACUGGUCCUAGAAUGGACAAUAUUCUAAUUUAAAACUAUAUAUGUACAUGUAUAUAAUUCUCUAGUAUUGUGUGCAGAGUCAAACUAGAUAUUAUAUUUGGGGAAAGGAUGUAUCUCCAUGCGUUUUCGCUACUCUCAACGCAGAGGCUGCUGUUUUGAACAAUUCGAUCCCAUCCCGCGUUUUCACGGCGUUAUUUAAAAGAUUCAGAUUUCAAAUCGGUUUUCAAUCUGGUAUCUUUCAAAAGAUGCCUUCAUUUUUUUUUAUUUUUUUUUUUGUGCAUGUAUUCGUGAAGCGGGAAGGAAGUUUCAAAUCAGAAACGACUUGUCUGCCCGGCCGCUCGCUGUUUUAUUUGUGUGUGUGUGUGUGUGUGUGUGUGAGGUCACGUCGUGAUGAGAUUUGGUGUCCCACAGAGACUCGGAUAUUCGCAGUUCAACCGACAAUGGCAAUGGUCGUGAGGGUGGGGGGGGGGGGGGGGGGGGGGGGGGGGGGGGGGGGGGGGGGGGGUCGCGCUGAUUUGUUUUUUAACGCGAAUGAAGAUGAUAUUUAUUGAGCGAUGAAAAUGAUUAUAUAUUUUAAAAUAUACAGGGGCUCUGUGAAGGAGGAUAGUUCGCGGAUCGUUGCUACCGCCGAGCAGGGAACGUGUAGAUACGUGUAGAUAAUCUAACCUGUAGAUAAUGUAUAUUUAACUAGCAAACCGUGACUGUUUAGUGAUUAACAAUGUUUCAAUGUAAAGAGGCUGCCGUAUUUUUAAACGGAAAAAGAUCGGCGUGCUGUAUUUGUCUAUAUAAACUGGUGAAUUUAAAAGAAAUAUUAAAUGCUCCGUGUUCAUUUC
This is a messenger RNA of Leucoraja erinaceus (little skate), 4512 nucleotides long. It is a transcript of the gene tbx1, whose product is annotated as T-box transcription factor 1. The record is from RefSeq and is a predicted model, not a curated record. Gene Ontology annotation, biological process: positive regulation of DNA-templated transcription; regulation of transcription by RNA polymerase II; cell fate specification. Gene Ontology annotation, molecular function: DNA-binding transcription factor activity, RNA polymerase II-specific; RNA polymerase II cis-regulatory region sequence-specific DNA binding. The transcript is spliced from 9 exons. Lineage: Eukaryota; Metazoa; Chordata; Chondrichthyes; Rajiformes; Rajidae. The coding region runs from base 272 to 1621 and encodes 449 amino acids. Gene Ontology annotation, cellular component: nucleus.